GCAUCGGACAUUCGCCUCACACCAUCCCUCAUGAAUGCAUGUGGCCAAGAGCUGCAGAGCCUGUGCCGCGAUGCGCCCCCCACGGAGGGGCAGGCGUUCAAGUGUCUGCAGGAGCACCUGCAGGACGUGGGCAUGGGCGCCGCGUGCAAGGGCGAGGUGAACCUGCAGGAGGCACGCCACGCGUCCAACUACCGCCUGGACGUGCGCGUGCGCAAGGAGUGCGAGGACGAUGUUACCAAGUUCUGCAACGGCGUGGACGCGGGGCAGGAGGGCCAUGCACUCGUGCUCAAGUGCAUGGUGCGCAGCUUCAAGAGCCUCUCUUCUUCCUGCCAGUCUGAGGUGUCCUAUGCAGUUCGCAUGGCACUCUUCCAGUACCACAAGGGGGCAGCGCUCACCCAACCCUGCGACACCGCUGUCGAAGAGCUCUGCAACACCGGCAGCGCCGCCGCUGCCACCACGCCCGUCAAAGAAAUCAACGGAGCCGUCAUUGGCGUGUACGGGCAGUGCCUCGUGUCGCAGAAGCGCCAGCGCCUGCCAGAGGAGUGCCGCACGCUGGUGAAGCUGGUGGCCAAGGAGGGCGCUUAUGUGGGCGGGAACGUGGACCAGAACAAGCUUGAGGAAACGCUCAAUAAGCUCAAGGCGCUACAGGAGGCAGCAGCAGCGGCGACAACAACAGCAGACGGCUGGAGGGUCGUUCCCCACGACACAGGGCUCGUCAUUUCCGGCUGGCUGGCUGCUGCUGCUCUCGCAGCCGUGGUCAUUGUCGCCAUUGCCAUCGGCUGUGCCGUUUACUACAGGUUCUUCAGCCCUACUCGCAACUACACUCUGGUUGUCAAGUCCGCUCCGGGUGCUGUUGGGGUGUAG
Molecule: messenger RNA, 864 nt
Organism: Closterium sp. Yama58-4
Lineage: Eukaryota; Viridiplantae; Streptophyta; Zygnematophyceae; Desmidiales; Closteriaceae
Source: the annotation of a GenBank genome assembly